AUGGCUGAUACCAGCGAUAUUGACAGCUACAUCAAUGCGCCCAAACUCCGUAGCUGUUUGGGCGAUAGCGGCUUGGACUUCCCCUACUCGUGGUCCGCUAGGGAGAGGCGCGUGACACCGUAUUUGGCAAAUGUGAGGGCGGUGGCACGGCCAAUGCCUGAGCCGGCGCCGGUUAAGAAGGCAGAGCCUUUGGGAUGGGAGGUCACGGUGGUGGAAGUUGAUGACUGA
Pseudogymnoascus destructans is the source of this 228-nucleotide messenger RNA. RefSeq lists its product as uncharacterized. The transcript has 2 exons. Lineage: Eukaryota; Fungi; Ascomycota; Leotiomycetes; Thelebolales; Thelebolaceae. Bases 1 to 228 code for a protein of 75 amino acids. The record is from RefSeq and is a predicted model, not a curated record.